ACAAACAAAACCUCUCUCUUUACUUCGAAAUGGAAAAAUGAAAAGUACUUCUUCUUCUCUACUCUUUUUGACCUCAAAAACCCCCAAAUCAAACCCUAAACUAUCACAUUUCUCAAGCCCUGAUUCCAACUUCUCAUACAAAAUCUAAAAACCGUUAGUUUGAUAAAAUGGUAGGAACACUUUCAGGUCUACAAGAUCAUCUAAGAUUAGCUAGAGAAUAUGCCAAUGAAGGUCUUUAUGAUACCUCAGUUAUCUUCUUUGAUGGUGCAAUUGCUCAGAUCAACAAGCAUAUGAGUUCACUAGAUGAUCCAUUAAUACGAGCGAAAUGGAUGAACUGCAAAAAAGCAUUAACAGAUGAGAUAGAAACAGUAAAACAAUUAGAUACAGAGAGAAGGAAUUUGAAAGAAUCAUUAGGAAAUAAUAGUACUAAUAUUAGACGUGCUAAUUCACCACCAAUUUCAACUAAGGGUUCAUUUGUUUUUCAACCACUUGAUGAAUAUCCAACUUCUUCGAAUGCACCACCAAUUGAUGAUCCUGAUGUUUGGGCACCACCUAAUCGAGGAGAUAAUGGAAAUAGAAGAGGACCUAAUACUAGACAAAUGGGUACGAGAAAAUCAGCUCAAGAUCCUACUUGGGCUCGUAGUAGUUCCACUAGAGGUGGAGCUGCUACUGGUCGUGGUGGAAAGGCGACUAAUAGUGCUAGAUCUACUGGGGCUGGAGUUCGAUCAUCAGUUGCUUCUGGAACUACUGGAAAGAAAGCUGCUGGUUCUAGCAAAUCCAAUUCGGGCAAGAGUGAAUCAGCGACCGAUGAAUCUGAAGAGAAGAAGAGGCCAGAGUAUGAAGGGCCUGAUCCUGAAUUGGCGGCGAUGCUUGAGAGAGAUGUCUUGGAGACCAGUCCUGGAGUUAGAUGGGAUGAUGUUGCUGGACUUAAAGACGCCAAAAGACUUUUGGAGGAAGCUGUUGUUCUUCCUUUAUGGAUGCCCGAGUAUUUCCAGGGAAUUAGAAGGCCAUGGAAAGGUGUGCUUAUGUUUGGUCCGCCUGGUACUGGAAAGACACUCUUGGCUAAGGCAGUUGCUACAGAGUGCGGCACAACAUUUUUCAAUGUUUCCUCUGCUACUUUAGCUUCAAAAUGGCGUGGGGAGAGUGAACGUAUGGUUCGGUGCUUGUUUGAUCUGGCCAGAUCUUACGCACCAAGCACAAUCUUCAUUGACGAGAUUGAUUCUCUUUGCAAUUCCAGAGGGGCAUCAGGGGAGCAUGAAUCUUCGAGAAGGGUGAAGUCGGAACUUCUUGUACAGGUAGAUGGAGUCAAUGCAAGCACUCCUGGCGAUGAUGGUGCACGCAAAAUAGUGAUGGUCUUGGCAGCUACCAACUUUCCAUGGGAUAUCGAUGAGGCUCUUAGGAGGAGGCUGGAAAAGAGAAUAUAUAUCCCUCUCCCGAAUUUCGAGAGUCGAAAAGAGCUUAUCAAGAUUAAUUUGAAAACUGUUGAGGUGGCCCCUGAUGUUAACAUUGACGAUGUAGCCCGACGAACAGAGGGAUACAGUGGGGACGAUCUCACAAAUGUUUGCCGAGAUGCAUCUUUAAAUGGAAUGAGGCGUAAGAUAGCAGGUAAGACACGUGAUGAAAUCAAGAGCAUGGCGAAGGAUGAUAUAUCAAAUGACCCAGUUGCAAUGUGUGAUUUCGAAGAAGCUCUAAAGAAAGUUCAAAGAAGUGUUUCUCCAGCUGAUAUAGAACGCCAUGAAAAGUGGUUCCAUGAGUUUGGAUCUGCAUGAUAUUGUUUCUUCUACGAAGAAUGUGUAGUGUGGUUAAUGUUUGUUGUUGUUUUUUUAAUCCCUUUUUAGUUUGCUGAUCAACAAUUUGCUCCUUUUAUCAACGUUUUCCACUUUUCAGAGUUGUUGAGCAUGAAGGUUGUGUGGUGUUCAAGGGAUUGACUGUUCUAUUUUAUGUUUCUAUACAUGUAACCCCAUUUACGCAAUUCCAGUAAUAGAAAAGAAAACCAGUUUCUAAUAGAAAAGACUUAUAGAUUUUUGGAAUUUUAGAUAA
Molecule: messenger RNA, 2040 nt
Organism: Papaver somniferum (opium poppy)
Lineage: Eukaryota; Viridiplantae; Streptophyta; Magnoliopsida; Ranunculales; Papaveraceae
Product: katanin p60 ATPase-containing subunit A1-like
Exons: 7
Coding region: 168-1769 (533 amino acids)
Biological process (GO): microtubule severing
Cellular component (GO): microtubule cytoskeleton
Molecular function (GO): microtubule binding; ATP binding; microtubule severing ATPase activity
Source: RefSeq, a predicted model, not a curated record